AUGAGCGGCACUGCAAGUGUACAGAUUCAGAGUACAGCGGGGGCUGUAGCUAUAAAAAAUGAGAAAGGUGAAUUAUCUAUGCAGAAAGUUAAAGUGCAUAGGUAUGUGUCAGGUAAACGGCCAGAUUACGCUCCUGUGUCGAGUAGUGAAGAAGGUUCUGACGGCGAAGAUUUUACUGAGUUAAAACUAUUGCUUCCAAGUAACAAUAAAGGACUACUUCAACUACCAGAUAGGACUUUUUCGCAACCUGAAGAUAUAUCCAGUGACCCAAGGCUUAGGCGACUACAGGCGAUACAAGGAAUUACCACAAUAAAGUGUCGGAGGCAUGAUGCAGUCGCAACAGCUGAAACUACAGACAACACGAUGACACACGAAGAAAAUAAAACAGACAAUACUGACGAACAAAAAUCGGAGGAGACUAGAGAAGAUAAAGAAAAAGAAGAAGAUGGUGAUGGUGAUGGUGAUGAUGAUGAUGAUGAUGAAGAAGAACUGAGUGAUGCAGAAAUAGAGAGAAGACGUGAAUUGUUAAGAGAGAAGUUGUUGUAUCUGAGAGACGAAUUAGAUCUAAUGGAGACCGAAGAUGAAGAAGAUGAUGAAGAAGGUGGGCGGAAUACCAGCGACAGCAGUCAUUCUGGUUCGUCGGAGGACGAUGACACCAGUGACGCUGAAGACUCACAUUGUCCAAGACUGAAACCUGUGUUUAUACGUAAGAAAGACCGCACCACAAUCUUAGACAAAGAACGCACCGAGAAAAUGAUGAAGCAAGCGGAAAUGGAAGCGAAGAAAAACGCUGAAGAGAGACGAAAACAAGCCAUUAAACUAGUAGAGAUGACAGUGCUAAAGGAUAGGACGCUAUUAGACGCUAAGGAGGCGUCAUUGGAAGAUGUUGAUACCGAUGACGAAAAUGAUGAGACAGAAUACGAAAUGUGGAAACUGAGAGAAUUAAAACGUAUUAAGAGAGACAAAGAAGAAAGAGAACAACGUGAAAACGAGCAGCUUGAAGUGGAACAAAUACGAACCAUGACGGAAGAAGAAAGACGUCUCAAUUUUCGGGCAAAUCCCAAAAGAGUUACCAACAAAGCCAUCAAAGGAAAGUACAAGUUUUUGCAAAAGUAUUACCACAGGGGGUCAUAUUACAUGGACGAAGAAGAAGAUUUAUACAAGCGUGAUUUCUCUGCUCCUACUCUAGAAGAUCAGUUUGACAAAACUGUUUUACCCAAAGUUAUGCAGGUGAAAAACUUUGGCCGAAGUGGUCGGACGAAAUACACCCAUCUAGUGGAUCAAGACACAACACAGUUUGAUUCACCUUGGAUCUCAGAAACAGCUUUGAAUCUUAAAUUUCAUGCUGCUUUAGCCCCCGGUAUGAAACAAAAUUUCGAAAAACCUUCACGACGAAAGCCGAACCACUAA
Molecule: messenger RNA, 1410 nt
Organism: Schistocerca nitens (vagrant locust)
Lineage: Eukaryota; Metazoa; Arthropoda; Insecta; Orthoptera; Acrididae
Product: microfibrillar-associated protein 1-like
Exons: 1
Coding region: 1-1410 (469 amino acids)
Biological process (GO): mRNA splicing, via spliceosome
Cellular component (GO): U2-type spliceosomal complex
Molecular function (GO): RNA binding
Source: RefSeq, a predicted model, not a curated record